AUGGGUGGAGUUGCUUGGACUGAAGAAGAGGAUCACUUGCUUAAGAAAUGCAUACAACAAUAUGGUGAAGGCAAAUGGCAUAGGGUUCCUCUAUUGGCUGGUCUAAACAGGUGCCGAAAGAGCUGCAGACUAAGGUGGCUGAACUACCUUCGUCCUAACAUAAAAAGAGGAAAUUUUGCAGAGGAAGAAGUGGAGAUGAUUGUUAAACUCCACAAAUUAUUGGGAAAUAGGUGGUCACUGAUUGCAGGAAGGCUGCCGGGAAGGACUGCCAACGAUGUGAAGAACUAUUGGAAUUGUCAUCUGAGCAAGAAACUGAAUGCAAUGGAAGGCGAAGACAGAUCACAAGCGACCAAAAAUGUUGAAGUGAUUAGGCCACAGGCUAGAAACAUUGGCACUUCAAGCUCCAUGAAGCGAAGAAGGGGAAUUCAGGGCGAGUCAUCAUCGCCAAUCGAGAGCGAUUUACUUGCUCAACAAGAAAUCAGUGGCAUGUCGUCCACAAUGUCGUUUGAUGCCGACGGACAAAGCCAUCAUAACAUGCUAGAAUCGCAGCUAGAAAACAACCUAUACUCAUGCUUGGAGCAGCAGGACAUUGUUGGUGAGUUGCCUAUGGAUUUCCGAUUCGAAGGAGGAGUUGAAGAGAUCAUCAACGCCGGCGAAGGGAGCAGCGGCCAGUGGGAUUGGGAUGACUUGCUGUUAGACAUGGAUCUAUAUAAAGAUUUUGCGACUAAUUAG
This is a messenger RNA of Arachis stenosperma, 732 nucleotides long. Its product is annotated as transcription factor MYB113-like. The coding region runs from base 1 to 732 and encodes 243 amino acids. The record is from RefSeq and is a predicted model, not a curated record. The transcript is spliced from 3 exons. Lineage: Eukaryota; Viridiplantae; Streptophyta; Magnoliopsida; Fabales; Fabaceae.